CGACAUUUCUCGCUGGCCUCGGGGCCGACACGAGCGUCGGCACUGACACCGAGCUCGAACACAGUCCAGUGCUCGAUCUUUCUCGGCAGUAUUAGUACUACAUAUGGGGACUGGUUUCUCUUUCGCCAGUUUCCGCCCAGACAUUCCAACCUUAAGAAGAUCCUCGAGAAAGAGAAGGACAUUUAGAUAGAUAGGUAGAUACAUAGAUAAGUUUGUAAACUUCCCGCCCUGCGGGAACGAUAUAUUAGCUAGAUCUACAAAAUAUGUUUGGGUUGGAUCGAUUUGGACCGCACAUCCACUAAUGCACCUCGAUUGUGUUGCAGAAUAGCAGAAGUGGGUCUGAUCAGGCCGUGCGUUUGAAGGGUACGAGAGUUGGGAGUUGAUGAAGGCGCACUCGUCAUUCUAUGUGGGGGAUUUCAGCUGUACUGGUCCUGGGAAGAGAUCUGUGAAUCGAGUCCUCAGUUGCGGUUUGAAUUUCUUCCAGAAAAUACAGUUGCCCCUGGAAUGCCUUCGAUCUAGUCCUAGAUACUACGAGCAGGGUGGACUUGGGAAGUAUUGUAAGUCGAUUUCUGGAGGCUCUUUGAUGAAGGCUCCGAGAAGGAUCGAAUGCGGUGCCGCAGGCUAGGAAUUUAGCAGGCGGCUAGCAGUGUAGCACGGUUGUACGUAGCGAUCGGGGCGAUGGCGGCAGCCGAGGAUGAAGGCUUGACGCUGGCUCUGGACAGAACCGUGGACGCACCGUCUUUGGUCAUGGUGGAUCAGAGGGGCUCGGAGACGAUGUAUAUCAUGGGGCUCGCCUUCGCGGACGAGGACGAAUCGCCGUCACCUCGAAGAUCUUUCGGCAAAGAGUCUCCCAAUCUGCAGGAGCUUCCGGCCAGGGCAUGGGGCAAGGAGGUGCACACCGGUAGGCUCAGUCACGUGGUGAUCGCGGUCGAUGCGAGAGCUAACAACAAAUGGCGGAGGACUAAAUCGCAGAAAGGAGUGAAGGGGCUGGUCAGGCGCCUGGGAAGCUCCAGCAGCAAGGCAUGGAAGAAAUGCUUCCGCCCGUGCAUGGACAUAGACUCGGAACGCGCGAUAGAUCUCGGAAACUUGAACAGCGAUGAUAUGUUGAAAGAAUCGGUGCCCGUGCUCUUCAAGGACGACAGCCCCGGCUUGCAGGAGCAAGCGAUGAGAGCACUCCUGCACCUGUCGGGCAUCUACGGAAAUCCUCUCAAGAUCGUGUCUUUCCCCAAAGCCGUCGAAGGCGUGGUGAGAUUGCUGCUCCGGGACGACGAGCCCAAUUUGCAGAGGCUCGCCACGCUGACCUUGGGAAAUCUGGCCCUCCGGCAGGUGAACGCAGUGGCUUCCGUAGCCAUGGAAGGACUGGCCAGGUUGCUGUUCGAGAAGGAGGGCAGAUCGUUGGAGCUAAGCAUUCAGCUGCAGGAGGAGGCAGCGUCGGUGCUGGCGAACAUCUGCUACGCACCCGAGGGCGGAAGGAAAGUGAUGAAUCCCUGGACCGACGCUUUGGCAGGUCUGAUCAAGUUGUUGUUCAUGAACGACCGCAAGGGCGCUCAGGAAGAGGCCACGAGGGCUUUGGUGAACCUGGCUCUGGUGCAGGAGAACGCGCAGAAGCUGCUCGAAUUCCCCACUGUCAGUGUCAUCGGAGGUCUGGUGGGGUUGCUGACGGAUUUCGAGAGGCCCGCCGUUCUGGACAACGCCACCAGAGCAUUGGCGAGCCUGUCGUACGCACCGCAGAAUGCAAGGAAGAUUGCGGAGUCGGAGCACUUCGGUCGCGCUCUGCAGGGCCUGGUUGGCAUGCUCAUGAGGAGACGACGCAAGGAUGCCACAUUGCAGGAGCUCGCGGUCAUGACGCUGGCUAAUCUCUCGAUCACUCCGGACAUUCAAAUUCAGAUCGCCGACUUCCCGAAUGUGCUGCCCGAGCUGCUGUGGUGCUUGACCCAGAGCAACGAUCACUCGGUGGUGGAGCACGCGGCGAUGGCCAUGGGGAAUUUGGCCAUCGCGCAGGAGAACCGGCCCAAAAUUGCCAAUCUCUCGGGCGUGCUGCGGGCGCUGGUGGAUGUGAUGACGGACGACGAGAACCCCGGAGGUCAGGAGCACGCCGCCUACGCUCUGAGCAACCUCUCGCACGCGCACGAGUGGAACCAGCUGAAGAUCGCCGAUGUGCCGGGAGUCAUGAAGGGCGUGGUCCAUCUGCUGACCAUGGAGGCGAGUCCGAGCUCGCAGGAGCAAGCGGCCCGACUGCUGGCCAAUCUCACGUACCCUCAAGAGAACAGCGCCAAAAUCAUCACGUACCCGAGCGCUCUGACAGGCCUGGCCGCCCUGUUGGCCAAGCACGAGAACAUCAAUCUGCAACGCGAGGUGACCAGGGCCUUCGCCAAUCUCACCUGCUCUCGAGACAAUCGGUGGAUCAGCGCGUUCUGCACCGAGGGCUUGGCCCGCGUGCUGGUGACGUACAGCGCCCGAAGACAUGCAGCCAGUUCGGUGGAGAUCGUGGAGAUUCCGGAAGCAGCGAUCCCGCAGCUGGAGACGAAGCCCUCUAUGCUCGCAGCUUCGGGCGAGGGCGAGGGCGAGACAGGGCUCGCCCUGGGAGACGCGGAGGAGAUGAUGGAAGUGCGCAUGGUGGACAUCGCAGCAGUUGAAGGUGUGAAAGCAGCGGAGCAGGGCUUGGCAGCUCUCGCUCUGGAGAGUCAGGAGGCUCCGACGAGCCAGAGAUGCGAUGGCCAAGUGCUCGUGGUGGAAGACGAUCUGCCGAAAAGUCCACGACCGGAAGUGGCUCCCGAGGCUAUGACUGUGGAGCAGCCCAGAGUCACGGUGCAGCCCUCUGCGAUCGCCAAGUCCGAGAACGAGCAUGAGAGCGACGAGCACCACAUGGAGGUGAAAAUGUUGGACGUGGCUUCGGUCGAGCACGUACAGGCCGCGAACAUCAGCGAGAAGCGAGUGCUGAGCGACCUCGAGAAGAGCGAGAGAAUUUCGCGAAUCGAGAACAUCUCGAAGAAGCUGAGCCGACUGGCUAUGCAUCCGGACCAGGCGAGCAUGGAAACGCUUCCGGAUUUGACCACGACGGUGUCGGACGAGACCGAUACGAGCAAAUUUUCUGCUACAGGUAAGGAUCAGCAGCAGCAGCAGCAGGCCGAGAUAGAUCUGGAGAUGGAACACUUGGCCGAGGUGGACGAGGGUGGGUCAACGCUCGAGCAAUCCCGACCUCUUCUCGCGGAAUUUCAAUACAGAAGAGACGAGAACGAGCUGAGAACGAGAGAGGUGGAGAAUCUGAUUCUGGAGCAGGCGUCCAUUGCUCUGGGCAACCUCGCAAUUCACAAGGAAAAUAAGAGGAUAAUCGGCGAGUGCGAGGAUGCUCUGUCAGGGCUGCUGGGACUGUUGCCCCGAUACGACAGUCCGUCUGUGCAGGAGAAUGCAGCAUGGGCUCUGGCGAAUCUGUUCCACGAGGAAGACGGCAGUGAUGUGGUCGACACCAUCGCUGAGCUCAAGGGGCCCCGGGCCAUACAGUCGCUGGGAGAAUUGCUCCUGGACAACGAGAUUCCGCUGGUCCAAGAGCAGGCCACGAGAGCGUUAGCAAAUCUCGCCUACUUCCCCGAAAAUCAAGCAGAGAUCAUCGAGUUGCCCAAAGCCUUGAGCGGUGUCGUGGGUUUGAUGUCCAACGAUGAGAACCCUGGAAUUCAAGAGAAGGCAGUGCGGCUAUUGACUAACCUCACCUGUGCCAAAGAGUACUGGACGACUAUUGCAGAAUUCCCCGGUGUGGUUCCGGGUCUGUCGGAUCUGCUCGCCAAGGAGCAAAACCCUGAUAUUCAGAGGACGGCAGCAAUGUGUUUGAGUAACCUUGCCCUGGCGCCUGAAAACAUACCCACCCUCGUGGAGUCACCGUCCGCCAUGGCAAGCGUAGUGGAACUGCUGUCGAACGAUGAGAAUCCCGGUGCUCAAGAGCAAGCGGCCAAGUUCAUCGUGAAUGUUGCCGCUUGUCACGAUGCGACUCACCAGCUGAGAAUUUCCGAGUUCCCACGGAUCCUACCAGAACUAGAAAAGUUUUUGUUUCAAGACGAAAGCCCCGGCGUGCAAGAGCAAGCCAUUAAAGCUAUCGUAAAUCUGGCUCGAACUCCAGAGAAUAAACAGAAGGUUAUGGAAGAGCCCGAUGCUCUGUUGGGUAUUGCUAGGAUGCUGUCCAGGGAUGACAACUCUGUCGUGCAACUGAACGGUGCUCUGGCGUUCAAAAAUCUGUCUCUGGAGAUCUCCAGUCUUCAGAAAUUGGUAGACUGUCCCAAUGUCCUGGCAGGGUUGGUCAGAUUACUUUCGAGGCACGGCGAUUAUGCGCUGGAGGCAGCAGUUCUGACAUUGCUGAACCUGUCGCGGCUGAGACACAUUGCAAUUGCAAUUGCGAAGUACGAUUAUCCCAAGGUUCUGAUAGACCUGGCGAUGCUACUGCGCAUGAGUAACAAUAAGCUCGUGGUCGAGUCGACAGCGAUGAUCUUGACGAACCUUGCCAACGCUCCAGAAAAUCGACAACUCAUGGCAGACGUUCCCGAAGUUGCCAAGGGCCUCGAGUGGUUGCUGUCGGACUGCGCUCUGGAAGAACAGCUGCUGAUGACGGCCAUGUCCGAUUCUCAGACGAUGGUGAUCUCUGAUGCAGAAGGAGAGUUAGACGAGGCAGGUGUGAGCGCCCGCGGUUUUGACAAUAAGGAGAGCCUCAAAGGUCAACGCACGGGCACUGGAUUCUGGGCUGCCACGGCCCUGACAUUGAUCGACCUGCCUCGAGCCCGAGGGCUGACUCUGCAUUCAGGUGAGGCUUACAAAGGACGAGGGAAUGCGAUGAUUUGGAUGGGGCUGGUUAAAGAGGCCAUCGAAGAGUUUGACGUCUCUACUCAGCUACAACCAGAAGCACCUGGAACAUUCAGUCUACGAGGAAUAGCGAAGUCUUUAAUCCAAGACUACGAAGCAGCACUGAUCGACGCCGACAGGGGCAUCGAGCUAGACCCACAAUACGGAGGUUGGUAUCAAGAGCGAGGAAUUCUGAAAAGAAUGAUGGGGGACUUGCCGGGAGCUUUGGCAGAUCUCAACAAGGCAGUAGAACUGGAGAAAGACGACUACGAGAUGCUGAAACAUCGAGGAUACGUCAGGUUUCUGCUGCACGACGAAGACGGAGCUCGAGAGGAUGCGGAAUGGGCUCUCCGGGUCCAGGAUUUGUCCGCCACCCUAGACGAAUCUCAGUACCAUGACUACAUCAUGAGCUUCCUGGGAGCGCUACCCGUCGAAUACUUGGACUACAAACUUAGAUAGCAACGGCACCCAAUUCUAGGAUAGGAUGGAUCGUUUACUCGAGUCUCCUUCAGCGCUCGAGUGUACAUAUAUGCCUAGAUUGCCAACUGUCCUCCUGAUUGUACAUACAUACAAUUUUUGGACAUUGAUAGAGCUCUGAGCGUGUUCCGAAGACCGAGCACUGGAAAACUCGGUCGUUCAUUUAGCUCGAUACACUUGUAUUAUAGUGCCCCGAGUUAGAACGUAGGCCUUCCUUACAAUGGGUCCACUCAAUUUCGACCCAUUCACGACCCCCAAUUUAGUUUAAACAACAAUGUAGCUCCCCCGCGAGAGAAAAGAGCUUCCGGUUUGAGAGGACCUUUCCUCUCUCAAAUUAGUAUUAGACAUCUAUACAUUGAUCUGAUUUAGCUAGGAACAGAGCAUGCUAUUCGAUAGUACAACAGGAGGAUUGUACGGGAGAAGCUACACAAGAUGCUAUCUACCUGUUACAUUUGUAGGUGUGUCAAUGGACACUUUGUUACUCGCAUAAUGUCUGUUGAUUAAAUCGUCCUUGAGGAAAGACAACCGAUGACCAGAUUGAUCAUCACGUCGCCUUUCGUGUGACGAAUGGAUCUAAUCGGUGAGAUCCAGUGACAGCCGUCUGAAAGAUGUUUGCUUCUGGGAAACGGGAUUCAAUCUCAUGUCUGUCUCUUCUUCUUCUCAAAUUCUUUGGGCUCCAGAGGAUUUACUCUUCUAUAGCCUCGGGUUGGUCAUUUACAUCUGCUGUGAACGAGCGUUGUAAUCAAAACAGAAGGUCGUAGAACUGCGGUGGUGAGGCAGAUUAUGUUCGUUCACAUUACAAGCCACCGACAUGUUCAACUAUAUGAAGGACCCGAAUCUGACACCCUGAAUGUUAAUACCUCGUCAACUGUGCUCAAAGCAUCGGUCAACUUUUGUAGAGUUCGAUUUGAAGAAAUGUGCUGGGCUUGUUUCGCCUCCUUGAAAGCGCAAGCUGUGGUCGUGGAAGGACAAGAGUGACGCGCCAGCUGGCGUUCCGAAACCAAUAUUUCAACUUUUCCCCGAUCGCUAAUGGAAUCAGAGAAAAUCCCUUCACUCACCGUCCGCUUUUCUGUUUUCGUUUGGUGAAUUAGAGGAGUCUGGUCUUGUAAGAGCAUGGUUACAUGAAAGGAGUCCGUUUCUCGGGGUCGGAUCUUGGAAAACACUUGAGAAUCUCCAAUGCAUCUGGAACAGAAACUUGUCCAAGUCUUUGGAUCUCGUCGUCAUUUCGUCUCUGCGAGCUCUCCGAUUGGAAAUCGUGAGUGGCAGAUCCCGCAAUAGCGACAUCGUUCCGAAGAGGCAAAAUUUCUCGAAAUCACUGCCCUCCCGAUCGCCGUAGGGAUGUAGAAUAAAAGUCUAUGUCGAAGGCCAGUAACCACUCGAUCACGGUGCCCUGGCGACUCCGCGUAUCACGCACUGGGUCCCGAUGUCUUGACUCCGUGCACGCUGGACCUCAAUGUUUCCAAAAUCAGCAGGUCGACUGUCAAUCGGACGGACGAGCCCAAAUCUGCCUCACGUUC
This is a messenger RNA of Marchantia polymorpha subsp. ruderalis, 6818 nucleotides long. Lineage: Eukaryota; Viridiplantae; Streptophyta; Marchantiopsida; Marchantiales; Marchantiaceae. The record is from the annotation of a GenBank genome assembly.